AUGGCGCCCAAAGUUAAAGUCGUCAAGUCCAAGGCGGCGCCCAAGAGGUCGCCGGGCACGCCGCCAGCACCCUUUAAGAAACCAGCAGAGGUCCUUCAACCCUUGCUCGAGACGCUCUCGCCGCAACACGUCUAUAUCACUCAUAUCGAUCCGAAACCCGCGGCUUUCAAGAAGAAAAUUUUCCUUGUGCCCGUUGGCAUGAACUUAGCCGUCGCUGCGCUCUUUCUUCUGCGCAUGUACUACAUCCUGCCAUACUACUUCAAAUUCGUCCAGUCUGCCAUGGGCUACCCCAACGAAACAACCUUCCCCGUUGCCGAAUCGACCUGGGGCCAGCUACUUUGGGAAAUUAGUAAGCGCGGCGCCUCUCUCAUUUUGGAUUUCAUGCUCUUCGUCUUCGUCUGGCCGUGGCCCAUCGAGUUUGUGUUUGGCCGUUCAUACGGUAACCCAGUCAGCUGGCGAUGGAGAGUUGGUUUCCGAGAGAAGGAGAUCUACGUCCGGCGCAGCCGCGAGUGGGACCAACAGCUGGGCGACAUCUUCAAGGAGAAGGAGAAGAACGAGGCCUUGCAGCAGAUCAUUCGACAGGCCUGCUCACCGCUCCUUUUGCAGGAGAAGACGGGCUACCUCACCAUGACCGGGCAGUGGGAUCUCGACUGGCAAGCCAUGAUCGACGCGCACACAAUGGUGGACCGCAAGGACAUUGCUCUGGAGGCCUUCCGACGCCUGGUCUUAGUGCACCACGAAGACUACGGCUGGAUGACUGUAGAGGAAGAAGGCGUGAGCGCCAAGGAGGACGACAGACGGAGGCAAGUCUUCCAGUUCAGGGACGCUCUCGCAGCCAUUGGCAAGGAGAACCUCUUUUUCCGCUGGAUCGAGAUUGUGCAGUUCGAGUCGUCGCAACCAGGCGGCUUCGGGCCCGAAAAGCAAGUCGAGGUGGCCAAGCAGAUUCGGGACUUGUUCCAGGAGCAAGGCGUUGAUUUUGAUCAGGUGUGGCACGAAGCUGUCGGCACAGACGGCCUGGCCGGCAUGUAA
This is a messenger RNA of Colletotrichum higginsianum IMI 349063, 1029 nucleotides long. RefSeq lists its product as uncharacterized. The transcript has a single exon. Bases 1 to 1029 code for a protein of 342 amino acids. NCBI's taxonomy places the organism in Eukaryota, Fungi, Ascomycota, Sordariomycetes, Glomerellales, Glomerellaceae. The record is from RefSeq and is a predicted model, not a curated record.